Molecule: messenger RNA, 2161 nt
Organism: Beta vulgaris subsp. vulgaris (sugar beet)
Lineage: Eukaryota; Viridiplantae; Streptophyta; Magnoliopsida; Caryophyllales; Amaranthaceae
Product: probable LRR receptor-like serine/threonine-protein kinase At1g53440
Biological process (GO): protein phosphorylation
Molecular function (GO): protein kinase activity; ATP binding
Source: RefSeq, a predicted model, not a curated record
CUUUCCCAAACCUGAGUACUUAGGAACUGCUUGAUUACUGGUCACAUCCCUGAUCAUAUCCAGAAUUUAAACUUGACGCAUUUAGAUCUGAGCUAUAACCAGCUAAGUGGUCCAGUUCCGGAACUACAUCUUUCAUAUAUGUUCCUUACAAACAACUCACUUUCUGGAACACUACCACAAUGGCUAUUGAACAGCAAGUAUAGUGUCGACCUCUCUUAUAAUAAUUUCACUGGCUCACCCCCAGCUAGUUGCCAGCAGUCAAAUGUGAACCUGGUUGCUAGUUAUUCAUCUGCAAAGGGCAUUACAAAUUGGUGCUUGAUGAAGGAUCUUCCUUGCUCCUCAAAGCCUCAAUAUCAUUCAUUAUAUAUCAAUUGUGGGGGAGGCAAGACGAGCUUUGAGGGGAAUGAAUAUGAAGAGGAUACCAUCUCUAGUGGCCCAUCAAAUUUUUAUGCAUCUGGACAAAAGUGGGCUUACAGUAGUACAGGAGCUUUUCAGUUCAACAGCACUGCCAACUUCUUAACAAGGACAUCUGAUCCUAAUGUGAUCAGUAUUUUCCAAACAGCUCGCAUGGCACCUGUGUCACUUAGGUAUUAUGGACUUUGCAUGAGACGAGGCAGUUACACAGUGAAGCUGCAUUUUGCUGAAAUAAUGUUCACCGAUGAUCAGACUUUUAGUAGCAAUGGAAGGCGUAUCUUUGAUGUGGCAAUUCAGGGGAAUGAAGUUCUAAAGGAUUUCAAUAUUGCGGAAAAAGCUGGAGGGGCUGGCAAGGAGAUCACCAUGGAGUUCAAAGAUGUCUAUGUUAAUGGGAGCACACUUGCAAUCUACUUGUACUGGGCUGGAAAAGGAACAACAGCUGUUCCAAAAAGAAGUGUAUACGGACCUCUUAUAUCUGGGAUUACAGUGACACCCACAGACUUCAAAGUUAGCAGAGGAUUAUCUGGUGGAGCCAUUACUGGAAUCGUGCUUGCUUCAUGCGCCAUUCUUGUAUCAUUCCUGCUAAUUCUGAGGACGACAGGUUACUUGGGUAGGAAAGACCAUGAAUAUGAUGAACUUCGGAGGUUAGAUAGAGGUUAUUUUACCUUGAGGCAAAUUAAAGCUGCUACAGAUGACUUUAGUCACAGAAAUAAAAUCGGGGAAGGAGGAUUUGGGCCAGUUUACAAGGGUGUACUACUUGACGGCAAGGUGAUUGCCGUCAAGCAGCUGUCUUCAAAAUCGAAGCAAGGAACCGUAUUUGUAACUGAGAUAGGCAUGAUCUCUGCUCUCCAACACCCAAAUCUGGUAAAGCUUUAUGGCUAUUGCAUUGAAGGAAAAGAGCUACUACUUGUAUAUGAAUACAUGGAAAACAACUGCCUGGCUCGAGCACUCUUUGGCAAGGAAGAUCAGAAGUUACACUUGAACUGGCGAACAAGAAAAAACAUAUGCUCAGGAAUUGCUAGGGGAUUAGCAUAUCUUCACGAGGAGUCAAGGCUGAAGAUUGUCCAUAGAGACAUUAAGGCAACUAAUAUAUUACUUGAUAGGGACUUGAGCGCUAAAAUAUCAGACUUUGGUCUUGCAAAGCUUGAUGAAGAAGAAAACACUCAUAUAAGUACCAGAGUUGCUGGAACCAUUGGAUAUAUGGCUCCAGAAUAUGCAAUGAGGGGUUACCUCACAGAUAAGGCAGAUGUCUACAGCUUUGGAGUCGUCAUACUUGAAAUUGUGAGUGGAACAAGCAAUACACGCUAUAUGCCAAGGGAAGAAUUCAUUUUUCUUCUUGACUGGGCCUAUGUAUUACUAGAGCAAGGGAACCUUCUGGAACUUGUGGAUCCAACUCUUGGCUCAAGUUACUCUGAAGACGAGGCGUUAAGGCUGCUGAAUAUAGCUCUAAUGUGUACCAAUCCAUCUCCCACUCUCAGACCCAAGAUGUCUUCAGUUGUGAGUAUGAUAGAAGGCCAGCUUCCUGUUCAAGCAAGGAUACUCAAUCAUAGUGAUACUAGCAAUAGUAUUCAGAGUAAUUGAGCUCGAAGCGCAAUAUCAAUGGAUACAGUAUUCCCAAUCAUAUUGGAAUUGAUAAACUACUUUAAUUUCCAUGCACAGCUUUAAACGAGAAGCUAGAUACGAUUGAAGUAAAAAUCAUCCAAGUUGUUGAAAAAAAUUUAUCAUGGAAGUUCUUGUUUAGACAUUA